Bufo bufo (common toad) is the source of this 678-nucleotide messenger RNA. Its product is annotated as gastrula zinc finger protein XlCGF67.1-like. The transcript has 3 exons. Gene Ontology annotation, biological process: regulation of transcription by RNA polymerase II. The record is from RefSeq and is a predicted model, not a curated record. NCBI's taxonomy places the organism in Eukaryota, Metazoa, Chordata, Amphibia, Anura, Bufonidae. Gene Ontology annotation, molecular function: RNA polymerase II cis-regulatory region sequence-specific DNA binding; DNA-binding transcription factor activity, RNA polymerase II-specific. The coding region runs from base 38 to 589 and encodes 183 amino acids.
GUAUAUAGAAGGACACAAGGAUCUGUACAAGGAGGCCAUGAUGGAGGAGCACCAGCCUCUUAUAUCACAAGAAAAUCCCAGUAAGAAAUGUGAAAACGUCAUGUUACCACUAGAUGAAGAUAUCAUGCAGCGCUCUUCAGGAGAAAACCUCAUUACCCUUAAUGUACAUCCAGGUCUUCACAGUACAGAUCUGUCAUAUAAUCCUUCUAAUUAUGAGGAACCUUCUCCGGACCAAUCACAGAUUGUUACCGCAAGUACAAGUCAGAAAAGGAUUAAAAGGUUUCAUGGUGGUAAAGAAUCCACAAACAGCUCAGGACUUUCUACACACCGAAGAAAUCACAAAGGAGAGAAAAUGUAUUCAUGUUCAGAAUGUAGGAAAUGUUUUAGACAAAAAUCUAAUCUUAUUACACAUGAGAGAAUUCACACAGGAGAGAAACCAUAUUCAUGUUCAGAAUGUGGGAAAUGUUAUACAGUGAAAUCAAAUCUUAUUAUACAUGAGAGAAGUCACACAGGAGAGAAGCCAUAUUCGUGUUCAGAAUGUGGGAAAUGUUUUACAGUGAAAUCAAUUCUAGUUAAACAUCAGAGAUAGAAGUCACACAGGAGAGAAGCCAUAUUCAUGUUCAGAAUGUGGGAAAUGUUUUACAGCUAAAUCAUAUCUUGUUUCACAUGAGAGAAAUC